Molecule: messenger RNA, 2900 nt
Organism: Cricetulus griseus (Chinese hamster)
Lineage: Eukaryota; Metazoa; Chordata; Mammalia; Rodentia; Cricetidae
Source: RefSeq, a predicted model, not a curated record
AUGGGAGGUGUGAUUCCCACUCCUCUGGCAAACGCCAUUAAAAUACCCAAUACUAGCAACCAGCUCCACUCUGAUUCUCAGCACAGCGCUUUUGUAAAGACUGAUGGAAUUUCUGGUGUCUCUGCUGGGGAGAUUGGGGGCGGGGCGGUGGAGAGGAACCAGGUGCAGAUUGGCUGGGACUCAGUGACCUUUGAGGAUGUGGCAGUGAACUUCACCCAAGAAGAGUGGACUUUGCUGGAUCCUUUUCAGAAGAAGCUAUACACUAAUGUGAUGCUGGAAACCUGUAGUAACCUUGCUUCUGUGGGAAUUAAAUCAGAAUACCAGACCAUUGAAGACCAGUAUAAACAUCCUGGGAGAAAUCUAAGAGAAACCUCCAAGAUAUCAGAUGUCAAUAGAAGUCCAAAAAUUUUAAUUUCGGUGAAACUAUGUGAAUGUAAUUUGUAUGGGAAAGUUUUCAUGCAUCAUUCAUCAUUUAAUAGGAACAUCUUAUCUCACCCCGGAUACCUUUAUGAGCUUGAGGAAUAUGGAAAGAAGCAAUAUGAAUGUAAGCAGGGUGGUAAAGUGUUCCAAGGUCACAGUUCCCUUCAAAGACAUGAAAUAAUUCAUGCUGGAGAAAAACCAUAUGAAUGUAAGCAGUGUGGUAAGUCAUUCAUUUAUCCCUAUUUACUUAAAAUUCAUGAACGGUAUCAUACUGGAGAGAGACCUUAUAAAUGUAAGGUAUGUAGUAAAGCCUUUCUUUGUUCCUCUUUCCUGCAAAGACAUAAAAGAACUCACACAGGAGAAAAACCAUAUAAAUGUAAGCAAUGUGCUAAGCCCUUUAGAGGUCUCAGUAAUCUUCGAGUACAUGAAAGAACGCAUACUGGAGAAAAACCCUAUGAAUGUAGACAGUGUGGGAAAGCUCUGAGAAGCCACAGCUCCAUUCAGAGACAUCAAAUAGCCCAUGCUGGGAAGAAACCCUAUGAGUGUAAACAGUGUGGUAAGUCUUUCAUUUAUCCCUAUUUACUUCAAACCCAUGAAAGAUCUCAUACUGGAGAGAAACCCUACAAAUGUAACAUUUGCAAUAAAACCUUUCGUUGUUCUUCUUUCCUGCAAAGACAUGAAAGAACUCACACAGGGGAAAAACCCUACAAGUGUAAACAGUGUGGUAAAGCCUUCAGCAGUCAUAGUUCCCUUCGAUUGCAUGCAAGGUCUCACAGUGGGGAGAAGCCAUAUAAAUGUAACAUAUGUAGUAAAGCUUUUCUGUGCCCCUCUUUCCUUCGAAGACACGAAAGAACUCACACUGGGGAAAAGCCCUAUGAAUGCAAGCAGUGCAGCCAAACCUUCAGAGGUCAGAGUUCUCUUCAGUCACAUGAACGAUCACACACUGGAGAGAAACCCUAUAAGUGUAAGCUCUGUAGUAAAGCCUUUCUAUGUUCCUCUUUCCUGCAAAGACAUGAAAGGACUCACUGUGAAGAAAAACCGUAUGCGUGUAAACAGUGUGGUAAAGACUUUAAAGAUCAAGGUUCCUUUCAAAGACAUAAAGUUUCUCAUGUUGGAGGAAAACCCUAUGAAUGCAAGCAGUGUGGUAAGUCUUUUAUUUAUCCAUGUUUACUUCAAGUUCAUGUGAGAACACACACUGGCGAAAAACCCUAUGAAUGUAAACAAUGUGACAAAGCCUUCCGAAGUCUCAGUUACCUUCGUAUACAUGAAGGAAGUCACACUGAAGAAAAGCCCUAUGAAUGUAAACAAUGUGACAAAGCCUUCCGAAGUCUCAGUUACCUUCGUAUACAUGAAGGAAGUCACACUGAAGAAAAGCCCUAUGAAUGUAAACAAUGUGGUAAAAGUCUCAGUUGUUCAAGCGCUCUGCAGUUACACAAAAGAACACACACUGGAGAAAAGCCCUAUGUGUGUAAACAGUGUGGGAAAGCCUUCAGGGGUUUCAGUUAUCUUCGAGUACAUGAAAGGGCUCACACUGAAGAAAAACCCUAUGAGUGUAAGCAGUGUGGGAAGACUCUCAGUUGCUCAAGUUCCCUUCAACUACAUGAAAGAACCCACACUGGAGAAAAACCUUAUGAUUGUAAGCAGUGCGGUAAGGCGUUCAGAAGUCUCAGUUGUCUUCGAGCACAUGAAAGAACCCAUACCGGUGAAAAGCCCUAUGAAUGUGAAGAAUGUGGCAAAACCUUCAAAAGUGCUGGUUACCUUCGAAUCCAUGAAAAAACUCAUAGUGGUUUCUAUGAGUGUAAGCAGUGUGGUAAAAUUCUCAGUUGUUCAAGCUCUCUUCAAUUACAUGAAAGAACUCACACUGGGGAAAAACCCUACGAAUGUAAGCAGUGUGGUAAGGCCUUCAGAAGUCAAAGUUCCCUUCGAAGGCACGAAAGACUCCAUGCUGGAGAGAAACCCUAUGAAUGUAAACAGUGUGGUAAGUCCUUCAUUUAUCCAUGCUACCUUCAAAUGCACGAGAGGUCUCAUACUGGUGAGAAACUCUAUAAAUGUAAUAUAUGUAGUAAAGCCUUUCUUUAUCCCUGUUUCCUUCAAAUGCAUGAAAGAACUCACACUGGUGAAAAACCUUAUGAAUGUAAGCAGUGUGACAAAGCCUUCCGAAGUCACAGUUCCCUUCAAAUGCAUGAAAAAAUUCAUACAGGAGAAAAACCCUAUGAAUGUAAACAGUGUGGCAAAGCUUUGAUAAGUCAUAGUUCUCUUCAGAGACAUAAAGUAGCUCAUGCUGGAGGAAAACGCUAUGAAUGUAAACAAUGUCAGAAAUCCUUUACUUAUCCAUAUUUACUUCAAAUUCAUGAAAGAUCUCACACUGGAGAGAGACCCUAUGAAUGCAAAGACUGUGGUAAAGCCUUUACAUGUUACCGUUCCCUUCGAAGACAUGGAAAAACACAUGCCUGAGAAAAAUAACCCUGUGAUGCAAACAA